CGUCUGUUGCGCGCUCUCGUCACAACGUCGCCAUUUUGAUUCAAAAUUUAUGACUUGAGUUUUUCCUGGCUUGCUUGCUAAACUUAGCCGCGCGUUGAAUAUCUUUGUGCGUGAGUCCAAAUCAUAUCUUGUACACAUAAAAUAAUACGUUUUAUUGUCAAUGCCAAGAAGCCAUCAAUGCGGGGAAGUUGAGGAUUUAGUUGAUUCCAAAUCUACAUUUGACCAACGUUAGCCAAGUUGAGCUAGUUAAUGUUAGCCUUGUGCUCUCAGACUGAACCAUUUUCAAAACAAACCACUCACAGGCUAACGAAUGCUAGCCAGCACAGCUAGCCAACAGUUAGCUGGAUAGCUUGUGACCUAGAGCUGCUUGUUUAUCGAUAAAAUACACAAAAGUUUGACAGAAAAGGAAGGAGCAGCGCGGGGCUUUCGGUCAAAGGUUAUGGUGUGUCAUCUCCUAAAGAGCCCUGUGUUUUAAGAAAAGACCCAUGCUGAUAAUGCAACACCUUGCCACACUCUCUGUUGUCUGCACAAACACCAAUGCCUGCCUGCCUGUGGGGGAGGUCUGAUUAAAGAGAUCCAGAUUUCGUCCACUGGGCUGAGCCCCCCAUCCCAGCGGCCAACAUGUUUUGGAAGUUUGACCUACACACCACUUCCCACAUUGACCAGUUGCUGGACAAGGAAGACGUGACGUUGAGAGAGCUGAUGGAGGAAGAUGACGUCCUGCAGGAAUGCAAGGCCCAAAACAGACGGCUGCUUCUCUUUCUAUCCCAGGACCACUGCAUGCGAGAGCUAGUCAGCCUCAUUACGACAGAGCCCCCUGCUGACCUUGAGGAGAGAAGCCGUUUCAAGUUUUCAAAUAUAGCUUGUGAACUCCUGACCUCAGAUGUGUCCAUUAUAAACGAUAAGCUUGGUGGGGAUGAAUCUCUCCUUGAGAUGCUCUACAAAUUCCUGGAUAAGGAUCCUCCCCUCAAUCCUUUACUUGCCAGCUUCUUCAGCAAAACCAUUGGCAAUCUCAUUGCCAGGAAAACGGAACAGGUGAUCGCGUUUUUAAAGAAAAAAGAAGGCUUCAUUAGUUUGGUGCUGAAACACAUUGAUGCCUCCGCCAUGAUGGACCUGUUGCUUCGCCUCAUCAGUUGUGUGGAACCUGCCCCUUUAAGGCAGGAAGUGCUUCAUUGGCUGAAUGACGAGAAGCUGGUGCAGAGACUCAUAGAACUUAUCCAUACUGGUAAAGAUGAAGAAAGACAAUCAAAUGCGUCCCAAACACUUUGUGAUAUCAUCCGCCUUAGUCGAGAUCAGGCCAAUCAGAUGCAGGAUAAUGUGGAUUCUGACCCACUAUUGACUGUACUGGAGUCGCAGGAAACUGUAACAGGGCUUCUCAAAAAUAUGUUUGAGGGUGAGAGGAGUGAGGCCUCCAUUGUUAAUGGAACUCAAGUGCUACUUACCUUAUUGGAGACCAGGAGGUCUGCGUUGGAAGGCUUAAUGGAUCUGUAUUCUCAGGGUUACGAAAGGUCUUACACUGUCAGCAGCAGUAUUUUAAGUGCCAUUGAGCCCUAUUUAAAGGACUUCCAGCAGCUCCUUCUGGAUCCCCCUAAGAAAAGUGCAAUAUUAACAACUGUUGGCAUUCUGGAGCAGCCACUGGGGAAUGCCCGCCUUCACGUGGCGCGGCUGGUGGCUGCCUUGUUGCAGACCAGUGCACCCAGUAUCUGUCAGGAGCUUUGCAAUCUUGACACCAUGGACCUACUACUGGAUCUGUUCUUCAAAUAUUCCUGGAAUAACUUUUUGCACCUUCAAGUGGAGCUGUGUGUGGCAGCCAUUCUGAACCAUCCUUCAUCAGAGGAGCAGCCAAGCCUAGACAUCCAGAACCACGACGGGGAUCCAGCAGCAUCCAACUCUGACAGGGAGGGAGAGAAGGGCACAAACAGUGACUUAAAAUCCUCUGUCUUUAAUGCCCUUGUGGCACAUCUUUUCCAGAAGUGUCAGCUUGUUCAGAGGAUCCUGAAUGCUUGGGAGGAGAAUGAUAAAAUACAGGCUGAUGGUGGCACCAGAAGAGGCAACAUGGGUCAUCUGACCAGGAUUGCGAACAUGGUGGUCCAGAAUCUGGAAAAGGGACCAGUACAGGCCCAAAUUACUGACCUUAUCAAAGAGCUGCCGGAAGACUGCAGAGGGCGCUGGGAGAGCUUUGUUGAUGAAACGCUGAGAGAAACCAACAGGAGGAACGCUAUAGAGCUGGUAAGCACCCACAACAUUCAUUCAUCCAGUGAGGACGACGACUUCCCCAAUGAUAUGUCUCUGCAACAGACUUUCACAGACUAUCAGAUCCAACAAAUGACUGCCAACUUUGUGGAUCAGUUUGGUUUCAAUGAUGAGGAGUUUAGUGAACAUGAUGAAAAUAUCAACACUGCCUUUGACAGAAUCACAGAAAUUAAUUUCUCUCUAGAUGCUGAUGAUAAUAGUGCCAAUGCAGCUGCUUUUGAAGCCUGCUGUCAAGAGAGAAUACGUCAGUUUGAUGAUACUGAAGAGGAGGAAGAGGACAUCUGGGAGGAGAAGGAGAUAAACUAUGCAACGCAAGCUAAAUCCCGAACAAGGUUUGGGGUGUCUCAGACCUCAGAAGGAGGCUCCAGGGGCAGCAUGGAGAAUGGACGUCAGGAGCAGGACCAUGGGUCCCAAUCAGAUGAGGAAGAAGAUUCUGAGCAGAGCACAUCAGAUGCCGGCUGGACGGAAAAUUUCAGGGAUUCUGGAGGGACUGUUCCGUCCCAAGUGCCAACAGGGUGGGAGAGCUCAGGCAGGGGUGAAGGGGAAAACCAAGUAAAAGGCUGGGCCAACUUCACUGAGUUCCAGCCUUUCACCGGUACUGAGACUGAUCGCAGAUGCAGCUCUCCUGUAGACAACAGUGAUACUGAGAAACAAGCCAGACAAAACCAUGAGCAGGGGGAUAUUCGUGCUUUCUCAGGCCCUUCCCCACCAGGAGAACGAAAAAACACUCCAGAUGUGGCCUCAGACAGCAGUUCCUCUGGGGGAUCCGACAGUGAAGGAGGGGAAAAAAAUGCUAAUCUUCCUCCUGCUUCAGCAGUUACUUCAGAAAUUACCCCUAGCAACAAGACAGCUGACCUCAAAAGUGAGGAGUGUACAGUGUCCCUGGAGAAACUCUCUUUAUCAGAACCUCCUGCACCUUCACACAAGCUUGCUGAAGACUCACCUGUAAACACACAGACCGAAAGGAAAGAGGACUCAUCACAGACCCAUGAAGUGUCUGUCAAUGGGCCGGUGUGAGGACAAGGUUCAACAGAACCCUAUCAGCGACGGUGCCGCAGGCUGUCAGCCUUCUCCAGAAUGACUCUCCCAAACAGCCUCACUGCAGCUCCAGUGUUUUUACUGUAUCACUCUGCCACAUUAUUGGGCCUGGACACUGCCACUCAACACCAACAAUGAGGAGGCGGAACAUUAAAACCAAGAGAAAAAAGAAAAACCCAACAGACAGAGCGAAGUUCAGAGAAAUCAGCUUCCCCCCCCCAGAUGUUGCACAUAAUUCAGUGCAGUUUAAAUGUAGCAGCGACCUUUGAGACUACAUGACCUGCAGGGUAACAUCUUAAUGUUUUUAAAGUCUGACGGUUUUCUCCUUCUUUCCACUGAUUGGGAUUUUAUAAGGUCAUGCCUGAAUGGAUAGCACGGGCUAACUUUUAACAAUGCCUCAACCAGAAAUACCUGUUUUUAUUUUGAAAUACUAUUUUUCUUUAAGCUUACAGAAGCACUUAUGUCAGCAUUUGCUGUAUGUAAUAGCACAAUGUUCAUCUCUGCUGGCUGUCUCAUCUGUCCUCUGAUCCACAUCAGUGUUUCUACUCAUUGCUUGGAUUUUUUUCCCAUCUUUUUGGUUGCUGGGAAUGAAACGUACGUUGUCAUCCAUCACCAGGUUUGAAUGUUCUGACAUGUUUCAGGGGGUCUGUUGAGGAGGAGGAGAAUGAUAUGAACAGUGCUCUAAUAGUAUUACUGUUUUCCUCAUGUGCAAUAAUGUUGGUUUGCCAUUUUAUUUGAAAAAGAGAGAAAUUGAGCAUUUUUUUAAGAAACAGUCAAGCCAUGGUGAUAUUUGGUAUGGAAUUGGGCAAACAAAUUUGGAUCUAAUCUCAAGCUUAUUUUUCAGAUUUUUAAAUCCUAUCUUUUUCCUUUUUUGUCUUUUUAGUGCAUGUAUUUCAGGUUCUCUGUUGACCUAGCUAGUGAGCUCAGACCUUCUGAUUGUAAUGAAUCUAAAAAUCUGAUUGCUAUCCCUCACAAAUCAACCAAACAUUAUCUACCUAUAUACUAAUAUUAUCUACAUUUAAAAGUAAUUUUACAAGCUUUUUUUGAGAUCUAUUGUCUGUUUCUUCUCUCUCUGUGCGUCUCCACCAAGCACUUCUUCACAGGGCAAUAGGGGCAUCUGACGCUGUAUGUUUGGUUAUCUGUUUAAGUUUGAUUUUUCUGUUUAAGCCACAAGAUUGGAAGAAGCGCUGGUCUGCAGAUAUUGAGGCUAAAACAAAACUAAAACUUUGAAAUUAAAAUCAUCUGGUUUACCACAAUAA
Girardinichthys multiradiatus is the source of this 4550-nucleotide messenger RNA. Its product is annotated as serine/threonine-protein phosphatase 6 regulatory subunit 2-like. Gene Ontology annotation, molecular function: protein phosphatase binding; protein phosphatase regulator activity. The transcript has 24 exons. The record is from RefSeq and is a predicted model, not a curated record. NCBI's taxonomy places the organism in Eukaryota, Metazoa, Chordata, Actinopteri, Cyprinodontiformes, Goodeidae. Gene Ontology annotation, cellular component: cytosol; nucleus. Bases 622 to 3270 code for a protein of 882 amino acids.